GACCCCUUCUUUAAUAACCGUCUCGCGUUUUUCCUUGUGGCCAGCUUAGGCAGUCAAUUUAUUGAAGCAUCCUUGUUGCAAGGGCAUAUUUUGCCGAGGAUACGACACUUAAUGGCUUCUAAUCAAUCUCAUCUAGAGGAAAUGAGCCCAGACGACAUUCCUAAAAGCAUCAUGGUGUCAGAUAUUACUCCAGGAACCAAAGAAGAAGCCAUUGUUAUUCACUUUCAGCAGCGUAAACAUGGCGGCGGUGAUGUGAUGUCGGUGAAAUUCGCCCAAGAUAGAGACCGGGCAGUGAUCACAUUUGAAGAAAAGGAAACUGUGGAAACAGUUUUAAAGGAAGGACACAAGAUUGAAGGUGUGGUGGUUAAGGUUGAUCGGCUGCCAUGCAAAAGGAAAGUGAUCAAUGACGAGAUAUUUUGUCAGGUUACAGCAAAAUUUGAUCCCGUCUGGUUGGGCAUUCCAACGAAAGGGGCGAAACAGAUUUUGGAGAAAGUAAUGGUGGCCACAGAUGUGUCCGUUCGGAGCGAUGACCAAACGUUUUUUAUAUCAGGCACCUUGAAACAAGUUAAUGAUUGCCACCUCCAAAUGAAAAGGUUCUUAAACGAACACCAAGAAGUUUUUGCGAAACUAGACAAUCUUCGCUUGGCGGCCAAAGACCCUUUUGAAGCCAUAGAAAUCGAAAAUGGAGGAUCAGGAAAGGUGGUCUCAAAGGCUGGAAGCUCUGAAGUUAUCAUGGUCGAUGGUAGUCCCGAAACGAAGGUCAUCCCUAUCAACGAAGUCAACAGCGCCGAUCAGGAAGGACGUGUAUAUCCCACAAUAGAGGCAGGAUGGUUUCAAGUAGAUCCAUAUGCCUUCCGUUUUAUGGAGAAGUUUUUUAAAGAGCAAUUAAACGAAAUCAAUGGAAAAUUUCUUGUGGAAAUUACCGCUUCGGAUGACGGUACUCGAGUUAUACUUCAGGCGAAGCAGAACUGUGAUCCUACAAGCUACAACACUGCGUGCAGUGAGGUUUCAGACCUUAUUAAAACUGUCACCCAGGGUAUGGUUACCAAUGAGCUGGACUUAAAAGGUGCAGACGAGGAUUCAGCUAAAGUCUUAAUGGAAUACAUUGGAACUAAGUACCCGGUGAUCAUUGACCGACCCCAAGAACACGGUCCGUUUUUUGUGUAUGGUGAUGCUGCAUCUGUAGGAGAAGCCAGGCGAACUGUAAAAGGAGGAAUGAGUCAACAGGAAAGUUAUGAUACUGGCCUUGGUACUCAAGAAAUGGCAAUAGCAGCACCAGAAAUGAUUUCCUUUGAAACCUCUAGUUAUCGAUCAGAAAAUGGUGUGUGUAUCUCCCUUCGUUAUGGAGACAUCACCGCCGAGGAAGUAGAUGCAAUCGUGAACCCUGCGAACGAAUUUUUGGCCCACGUAGCUGGCCUUGCAAAGCUGAUCGUCCAAAGAGGUGGACUUGAAAUUGAAAGGGAAUCUGACACGUUGAUGCGAAAACGCGGUUAUGAAGCGUUACACAUUGGAGACGCUGUGCAUACAGUCGCUGGAAAUCUUCCCUGUAAGUUCGUCAUUCAUGCCGUCGGUCCCGAGUGGGUUAAACACUCACAUACAGAAAAUAUGAAACUUCUAAAGAGAGCGUGCCUCCAGAGUCUUAAACUGGCGUCUAAACUCGGUUUAUCAUCCAUCGCCAUACCAGCGAUAAGCUCCGGUAUCUUUGGUACACCUAUUGAUGUGUGUGCCUUUGCCAUGUUAAACGCAGUGGAGGAGUAUCUUAGGAUGCCGACGGUUACGAAGAAAGAAAAUGCAAAGAAAAAAGGACCAAAAGAAAGUAAUCAGAAACACAAACAAACAGAUAAAAAGAAAAAGUCGACCAAGCCGCCGACAGACACGCCAAGCAAAACUACAGAUGAAGAAAAGGAGCGAGCAAACCCAAAAGCCGUUCUAAACGAUAUUCGUAUUGUCCUCAUUGACGCCGACUCAAUGGAUAUCUUCCAGAAACAGUUCAUCGAAAAAUUCGGUGAUGUCAUUAGCGAUGACUUUGAUGAUGUCGAUGAUGAACAUGAUGAUGAUGAAGUUUAGCGCGAGAAAAUCACCAUUCCAAUCUUAAACUAAACUGCUGUGACACAACGUUCUUGAUGAACAUUUUUCUUUUCUCGCUAAGUGAGAUGACUGAAAAUCACAAUGUCGCUGCAAACACUAUCUUAUCGUCAUCAAGAACUGGCUAGUACUGAGUUAAGACAGUGUUUUCCUAAGCAACAGUCUUUCAUUCUAUCAUUGGCAUGGGCCGUUUGACUGAAGGGCAAGGGAUAAAGGCGAUUUUUGUGACUUAAUCGGUCAUUAGAAGCUCCAUUGACUGAUGAUCACUAAACAUAUUCCUCAUACUAAGCUCGCAAGUGAUCAUGAUUGUAUAUACUUUAUUCAAGCCACUCUAUUAUAUUUGUAAUAUAUUUUACCACCCUUAUGGUUCACUUUAAGUCAUGGAAAAUUUAUGUUGUUCGUUACAACUAGCGCGGUUUGAUAGACCAAUGUACUGACUCUUAGUUUAUUUAGACGAUUUAGUUAACUUUGAAAAGUGGAAGCAAACUCAAACUUAGAUCUGCUUUGUAUCAUGUUAUUCUUAGGUGCAGUUGCGCAAGUGGAGCCAGUCGACCAAUCGCAUGCAGGAUACCACCGUACAUACUCAUACCCUACUGUUUAGAAACUAACAGUAGGCCUUUUUCAACAUGAUUCCUGAUCGCUAUUGCGUUGUCCCGUUACACAGAGUGUGAAUGCUAUUUUCAAGGUGCAAAUGCGUGUGGGUGAAAGCCCCUUUACAGCGUUAAGAUACUCACCUUUUGUCGAAUGACGAAAAAUAGUCAGAGAUACCAAGAUAAGGUUUAAUUGGCCACAUAACUUACUUUAUUGACAACAUGACUUUCUGAUAAUCUUUUUAUUAUAUUUCAAUAGAAACAACCGGAGUUCGAUCGAAAGAUCUGCUUUCCCCUACCACCCACUCUGCGAAUAACUCAAUGCUUCCUGAUAAGAAAUGAGAAAUUUUACACAUUAACCACCCCUGAACAGUCCAUUAUCUCUAAUUACUAUUUAUAUCAAACAAAGACUACGAUGUUUGGGCGACACAUUUUAUUGACUAGUAGAAAGAGACGCUAGCGCUAGAGAUCAUUAAACUGAACCUCUAGGGAGGUGUAGGCGGGAAAUCGUUGACUCGCUCGAAACUGGCUGUGCGACAGAGCUAUCCGAAACCCGAUACACUGAAACAGCUAAGACUUACUGGUCAGGGGCGUGUUUACUACGGUAAUUACCUAUCAUCACCCAGGGUGAUCAUUGUACAAUUCUUUUUCUAUUUAUUCAGAUACACGUCUUGACAUUUCAAAUUUCUGAUAAGGAAAUUUAAACAACGCUUUCACUUUGCCCUAACCAAUCUUACUUCAUUUGCUGGUCGAAAUAUCAUUUCCUUUCACCUGUUGAGCGGCUACCGUAUCCGCCGUUUUUGUAUUUGUUCUCCUAAGUCAAAAACCAAAGAGGAAAGAAAAGAGAUGACGGUUAUAGAUAGUAUCGACGGUAGACUUCGUGUUCUCUUAUAUCCGUUGAAUGUAAAAAGAAGCAAGAAGAAAAGUUAAAUGCUGAAUGAAUUAGGGCUGGUUUUAAUUUAGGUCAGCGGUCAAAGCUAACCUAAGUGACGCGCUAUUACCCUUUUCUCUAAAAUAACGCAUCCAAGAAAACGGAUAUGACGUUUGAUCUAGAAGUUUACGCCGUGAAUACAUAAAUCCUUAUCAAAAGGG
Pocillopora verrucosa is the source of this 3767-nucleotide messenger RNA. RefSeq lists its product as uncharacterized. Gene Ontology annotation, cellular component: nucleus; cytoplasm. Gene Ontology annotation, molecular function: RNA binding; transcription corepressor activity; NAD+ poly-ADP-ribosyltransferase activity. Gene Ontology annotation, biological process: negative regulation of gene expression; protein poly-ADP-ribosylation. NCBI's taxonomy places the organism in Eukaryota, Metazoa, Cnidaria, Anthozoa, Scleractinia, Pocilloporidae. The record is from RefSeq and is a predicted model, not a curated record.